Molecule: messenger RNA, 1401 nt
Organism: Zingiber officinale
Lineage: Eukaryota; Viridiplantae; Streptophyta; Magnoliopsida; Zingiberales; Zingiberaceae
Exons: 3
Coding region: 1-1401 (466 amino acids)
Molecular function (GO): nucleic acid binding; RNA-DNA hybrid ribonuclease activity
Source: RefSeq, a predicted model, not a curated record
AUGAACAGCCCUCUGGGGAGAGUCCUCCUCAACCCGGAGGCAUCCGGGAGGCUGAUUAAGUGGACCAACGAACUCAGUGAAUUUGAUAUCCAGUAUCAACCCCACACGGCAAUUAAGUCGCAGUCCUUGGCAGAUUUCAUCACCGAAGCCGCCCGACAUGUGGGAGCGAACCGAGUGCUGAUCUAUUCAGACUCUCAGCUUGCCGCCCAGCAACUCUCAGGAGCUUUCGAGAUAAACAAUGCAAGACUCAAGCUUUACGCGGAGGCAUUUGAAAAGCUCAAAGCCAACUUCUAUGAGGUUGUUAUACAGAAAAUCCCCCGGGCGGAGAACCAGACAGCGGAUGAGUUGGCUAAACUUGCAAGUGCAAUAUCACCGAUUGUCAUCCAACAACCGAUUGAGCAGGUGUCCUUAGUGGCUCACAUCGACAGGAUGGAAAGCCUCGCGUUCCCUGGCGACUGGAGGACGACGAUCAUGGAAUUUUUGCGAUCGGGAGCUAUGCCUUCCGAUCAGGAAGAGGCCCGGUUGCUAAGAAGGAGAGCUGGUCGGUUCACCCUCAUCAGGGAUCAGCUCUACAAAAAAUCUUUUUCCCAUCCAUUACUAAAGUGCGUCAGCUCAGAGGAUGCGAAAUAUAUACUAAAAGAAAUGCAUCACGGGUCUUGUGGAGGACACCCGGGCGGCUGCUCGUUGGCGAGGAAGAUUCUACUAGCCGGGUACUUUUGGCUGACCCUCCAGGAAGAUGCAGCUCGGACCGUCGCUACGUGCCUUUCCUGUCAGAAAUACCACAUCUUCACCCACCGGCCAACGGAGGAGAUGAAGGAGUCCACGGUAUCCUACCCGUUCAAUCAAUGGGGCAUGGAUAUUGUAGGACCUUUCCUUAUGGCGACAGAGCAGCGGAAGGUUCGGCUCGACCGUGUCGGAGGUAGCUGGGUGGACGAGCUUCCAGGUGUACUAUGGGUGAUCCGCACAAGCCUAAAGGAGGGAACGGGAGUUACGCCUUUCCACUUGGUAUAUGGAGGUGAGGCUGUCGUUCCCGUAGAGGUCAGAAUAAAGUCUGAUCGGGUGAGACGAUACGACAAGGAUAACGCCGAACGGAGGCAGCUAGAGCUGGACUUGAUAGAAGAGACACGAGCCAAAGCAGUCGUUCGGCUAAUGGCGUACCAACAGAGAAUGAAGCAGAAUUACAACAGACGAGUGAUCCCCAGGGCAUUCCAAGUUGGUGACCUAGUAUGGAAAAAGGUGAAGCCGAUCGUCAAUGUGACCAAGUUGGAGGCUCCAUGGGUUGGGCCCUUCAAGGUCAUCGAGAAGCUUCGAUCGGGUGCCUACUACCUGGAAGAUGAAGAUGGACGGCAGCUAGAACGGCCCUGGAGCGCUAACCAUCAACAACUGUAUCAAGCUGGGUGA